AUGUCUUCCUGUUUCGUGCGUGAAAGUUGUCAAAAGUCGUCGUCGUCGUCGCAUAAUAAACAGAAGUAUCAACAUUAAAAUAGAAUAAAAUUUGCGCAUAACAAGAGUGAAAAAUAAUAGUUUUUCUAAAAAAAAAAAAACAAAAAAAAAAUGAAUGAAUCGUUAGAAAAUGAUUGGGAAGAACAAUCAAAUGAUGAUAAUGGAAAAGGUGAAAAUGUUAUUAAAAAUUUACCAGUUAAAUCAAAAGAAAAAUACGAAGCUGUCUAUCAACAUUUCACCGCUUGGCAAGCAUCGAAAGAAUUAAAUUAUACAUGGACAGAAAAUGUUUUACUCUCAUAUUUCGGUGAACUUAUCGGUAAAGUUAAACCACCAACAUUAUGGGCACGUUAUUCAAUGUUAAAAAGUACAAUAAAAAUGAAUAAUAACAUUGACAUCAGUUGUUACACACAAUUAAGUGGAUUAUUGAGAAAAGAAUCGAAAGGUUAUAAAAGCAAAAAACCAAAAACAUUAACCAGUAAAGAAAUACUCGAUUUUUUAAAUAAUGCCCCCGAUCAUAAUUAUUUAGCCACAAAGGUGGCGAUAAUUUUCGGCAUUUGCGGUGCAUUGAAAAAAGGGGAAUUAUGCGAGAUUCGAACAACAAAUAUUAAAGAUUUUAACACACAUUUAGUGGUUAAGGUGAUAAAUUCCGAAACAAGGAAUGAGAGAACAUUUUUUGUACACGGGGAAUUAUUUUAUAGUUUAUAUAAAGCGUACGCGGCACUACGUCCAAGGAAUAUUGCGACAACACGAUUUUUUGUUAAUUACAAUUAUGGAAAGUGUACGCAACAAGUUAUUGGUAUCAAUAAAUUUGGCGCAAUGCCAAAACAAGUGGCGAAAUAUUUGAAUUUACCGAAUUCCGAGUGUUACACGGGUCACAGUAUUCGGCGCACGUCGGCGACAAUACUCUCCGAUUUGGGCGCCGCUACAUGCGAGGUGCCUUACAAAAGACUAAGGAAACAACAAAGUAAUGAAAAUUUAGAAAAUACAUCAAUUAAACGUGCCAAAAUUGAUGGUGAGACGAAUUCAAAAGCUUCCACAUCGAAUAACACAGAGGACACCGCUUCUAAGACGGAAAACGGUUGGCCCAGUUGCUUCAGACGAAUCGAGUCAAAAGACAAUUUGCCAAAUAGUGAGAAUGGAAAAAAUUCGAAAGUAUCGAUUCAAUAUGAAAAUUUGCCAUUGGAUAAUUUGUAUAAUGCAGACGAGUCGAUGAUUCAAUGGCGACCGAUAAACAAUAAUACAAUUCAUGAGGGUAACGAUGAGAAUUAUGAGAAAAUUUCCGACGGUAUUUCAAUAUUAUUUUGCGCCAAUGCAACUGGCAGUCAUCGAAUUCCACUAUUGACACUUGGCGAUUGUGAGAAUCCAGAAUGUUUGGAUCAAUUCAUGGAUCCUGAGACGAAGCUCGAUCGUUUAAAAUUGAUUAAGAGUUUCAAUGUUGCCUACACGCACGAGAGUCGAUCGAGGAUGGACAAAAAUAUCUUUCUUCUAUGGUACAAAGAAAUAUUCAUUCCCAAUGUAAUGGAGCAUCAAAAAAAAUCCGGCACAAGUGGAAAAGUAAUUCUCAUUAUUGACAACGAUCCCUGUCAUCCGCCUCUAAGCGAAUUGAAUUCGAUAAAUAAAAAUUUUCAAAUUCUCCCCCUACCCAGUAAUAUGACAGUUCCAAAUCAACCAAUGAAUCAAGGUUUAGUGUCACUAACAAAAAAGCACUACAAAAAUAAUUUACUAAAGCAGGCAUUGCUCAGUCGACUCGGUACGGAAAAUUAUAUAAAACAAUUCAAUCUCCACGAUUGUUUACAAUUACUUGGCGAGGCAUGGGACAAUUUAGAAUCGGCGAUAUUGAAAAAAGUCUGGAAAGCAUUUUUAUCCGAAUCAAACGGCAAUUUACAGGAUCCAUUAACAACAAACAAUUCAAAUAAUAAUGAAACAGUAUUCGAAGAAUCAACAAGUUUCCUAAAAAAUAAAGGCGAUCAAUUAUCACAACAUGUAAGUGAAUCAACAUGGUCGACAAAUGAGACAAAAGAAAAAUUUCUCAAAUGGUUCAAUAACAAUGACAUCGAUGAUGAAACACAAACUACUACGUUACAAUUUACCCAAAAAUCAAAUGAAUUACCAAUUAAUGAUAUGGAGAAAAAUUAUAUCGAAAUGAAAAAUGAUUUUGCCGAAUUGAGAAAUGAAUUUGCCGAAUUGCGAAGUAAAUUUAUUGAGAUUAAAAAUGAAUUGAAAUGUGGUAAUCAUAUGAGAACGAGGAAAGUGACACAAAAUGAGGAGGUAUUCGAUGAUUCGAUGAAUUUCGAGGAUUGUAUGGAAAAUGAAUUUUUACCAAUAAAAGAUGAAAUUGAUGACGAUGACGAGGAUGAUAAUGACGAUGAGGAUGUGGAGAAUAUUGAAAUUGAAGAGAGUAAAAGUUUUCUUGACGACGCUGAAAAAACAUUAACCGACGCAUUCACGCAUUUCAAUGAACUCAAAGAGUGGAUGAAAUCAUCGAAUAAAUUCACAACUAAACAUUUCGAUUAUAUGGAGGAAAUCGAAAAUAUCAUGAAACGGGAAACGUAAUUAUUAUUAAAAGAAUAAAAAAAAAAAGAAAAAAGUAAAUUAUUCUUAUGAAAAUAUAUAUCGAGUUAUGUAUUUCGAAUAAAAAUUUAAAUUAAUUUUUGUAGAA
This is a messenger RNA of Leptopilina heterotoma, 2698 nucleotides long. RefSeq lists its product as uncharacterized. Gene Ontology annotation, biological process: DNA integration; DNA recombination. NCBI's taxonomy places the organism in Eukaryota, Metazoa, Arthropoda, Insecta, Hymenoptera, Figitidae. The transcript is spliced from 4 exons. Gene Ontology annotation, cellular component: nucleus. The record is from RefSeq and is a predicted model, not a curated record. Gene Ontology annotation, molecular function: DNA binding. Bases 151 to 2592 code for a protein of 813 amino acids.